CUGUUCUUGUUGGAAAUAGUCAAGUCUUAAUAAUUAAGUUGGGUUGGAAAACGAAUUCUUCGACCGAGCACACGUUUGCUCUUCUGCUCUUAAUAAACCCUGCAUCAUCCAUGGUAGUUGCAACGGUAUUAGCUGAAGCUGAAGCAACGAAACCAAAUCCUUUCUUCUCUUCUUCCUCUUCUUCUUAUUCUUCUUAUUCUUCUAUUUAUUCAAAUUCUUCUAGCCAUAGAACUAUCAAUACUCUGAAAAGAAAUUGAUGGAGUUAAUUUCACCAAGACCGUUGACAGGAGCACAGGAACUGAAGCAUGAGCUUUUUAUGAGGGCUGAGGAGCUCGAGAGGCUUGUCGCAAUAUACAAGCUCAAGCUGUGCGGUGAAGAGAUGGCUUCUUUGAAUUAUGGGAGUAUGUUGAUCGAUCAAGUCAAUACAGAUGUUUUGGGGGACCAGAGAGGCCAAUUCUAUGAUAUCUACAUGAGGAAAAGAGAAGUGAAGUUGAGAGAGGAAUGGAGAGCUAGAGGAGCUGAGAAGAAAGCAGAGAUGAGAGCAAUGAUGGAGAGUCUAGAUAGCACUUCUUCCACGAUGAUGAGCAAGGGAAAGGAAACAGAACCCAUGAAUGAUCAUUGUAGACAGAGCAAUUCACGAAAGCUUUCCUCAAGCAGUAGUAAUAGUUCUUCCACUUCUCGGAGCUCAGCAACAGCCACAAAUAAUUCUGCUAUCAGACCUUCCAACUCAGCCUCCUUGAGAAAAGAAAACACUAAGGCAUCAACUGGAAUCAGAAAUGAGACCACCCUGCAAAAGAGCAUUGCUCGAAGCCAUAGCUCUAAUGACAGGUUUAGUAUUGUCAAGGAUAUCAAGGCCAGAAGGUCACAGUCCUUGCGAAAAAACUCUGUGAGUCUUGGUGAGCCAAAAAACUUUAUGCAUCUCAAUUAUGAUCCUGAUGCGUUAACACCACCAAUGAAUACUAAUCCUCCAAGGAAUGGUGCACCAAAGCCAUUACUUAGGAAGAGCUAUGGUACAGGUCCAACAACUAAACUGAGAAUCUCUGUGGCUUCUGAAGCACCUAUAAGUGAAGAAUCCUGGAAUCCUGCAUAUCAUAGAUUUCAAAGUAACGGUCAUAUUGAUGAAAGUCAGAAAUCAAGGAAUUCUCAUAUGGAAAAGUUUCUUUUUGACGUGCACAAGGCAUCUGAUUUUGAUUCAUCAAUGGAUUCUCUAUGCUUAGACCAAGCAACAAGGGACUCACACGACAUAAAUCAAAAUUUAGAAGGUAAGACUGUUCGAGCAAGGAAGAAAUGGGGAAGUGUAGAGAGACCUUUUGUAGCUGUUGAUGCCUCUACUCAUUCCAUCAUGGAUGUAACAAAAGGGAUUAAGAAGUUUUUAAAAUUUGGAAACAGAAGUAGAGGAGCUAAGAUUAAUAAUGGCAAAGAAGAUAGCCAUGAUUCAGAAAAUUUUGCUUUCAAUGCGGAUGGGACACAUUAUGAACAAGCUGCGCGUUCUCUCUUCUCUUCCACCAUUUUGUGUCAGGGAAAAUGAAAAUUAGAGCACAUGAAGGAACCAGGACCUGUAUUUGUUAGAAGAUUUAGAUCUUCAUGUUGAAUACAUGUUACUAUGAGCUUGCUUGUUCAGUUCUUUUAUUUUUCAGAUUUAAGGUUCCCCUUGUAAAAAUGCCCCAUGAUUUUUCUUCUCUGAAGCAUGGUGUAAAAGAAAUGUUUAUUUAUUAA
Messenger RNA from Dendrobium catenatum, 1716 nucleotides. RefSeq lists its product as uncharacterized. Lineage: Eukaryota; Viridiplantae; Streptophyta; Magnoliopsida; Asparagales; Orchidaceae. The transcript has 3 exons. The coding region runs from base 257 to 1528 and encodes 423 amino acids. The record is from RefSeq and is a predicted model, not a curated record.